CUCUAACUAUUUGGGAACCAGGCCGUCUUGGCGGCUGCAGCCCUGGUGUCCCACCUCCGCGCAGCAGGUCGGGCGCCGCGGCCCCGGGAGCCUCGCGGAGAUGAGGAGCAGAAGCAAUUCCGGGGUUCGCUUGGACGGAUACGCGCGGCUGGUGCAGCAGACCAUUCUGUGCUAUCAGAAUCCCGUCACAGGGCUGCUCUCUGCCAGUCAUGAGCAGAAGGAUGCCUGGGUGCGGGAUAACAUCUACAGCAUCCUGGCCGUGUGGGGUCUGGGCAUGGCCUACCGCAAGAAUGCCGACCGUGAUGAGGACAAGGCCAAGGCGUACGAGUUGGAGCAGAACGUGGUGAAACUGAUGCGGGGUCUUCUCCAGUGCAUGAUGAGACAGGUGGAUAAAGUGGAGAAGUUCAAGCACACUCAGAGUACCAAGGACAGCUUGCACGCCAAGUACAACACCGCCACCUGCAGCACCGUGGUGGGCGACGACCAGUGGGGCCACCUCCAGGUGGAUGCCACCUCCCUCUUCCUCCUGUUCCUGGCCCAGAUGACUGCCUCUGGUUUACGUAUUAUUUUCACCCUCGAUGAGGUGGCCUUUGUACAGAAUCUUGUUUUUUACAUAGAAGCUGCAUAUAAAGUUGCUGAUUAUGGAAUGUGGGAACGUGGAGAUAAGACUAAUCAAGGCAUUCCAGAAUUGAAUGCAAGCUCUGUAGGAAUGGCCAAGGCAGCUCUUGAGGCAAUUGAUGAACUGGACCUUUUUGGAGCUCAUGGAGGACGCAAGUCAGUGAUCCACGUCUUGCCCGAUGACGUCGAACACUGCCAGUCUAUUCUGUUCUCCAUGCUGCCAAGAGCAUCGACUUCUAAAGAGAUUGAUGCUGGACUUCUUUCCAUUAUUUCUUUCCCGGCCUUUGCAGUGGAAGAUGUGAACCUUGUGAAUGUGACCAAAAAUGAAAUUAUUUCCAAGCUCCAGGGGCGUUAUGGAUGCUGUCGCUUCCUCCGGGAUGGUUAUAAAACUCCAAGAGAGGACCCAAACCGAUUGCAUUAUGACCCUGCUGAACUCAAGCUCUUUGAAAACAUUGAAUGUGAAUGGCCUGUGUUCUGGACGUAUUUCAUAAUAGAUGGGGUCUUCAAUGGUGAUGCUGUUCAGGUCCAAGAAUACCGGGAGGCCCUGGAGGGAAUAUUAAUCAGAGGCAAGAACGGGAUCCACCUGGUGCCAGAACUCUACGCCAUCCCACCUAACAAGGUAGAUGAAGAGUAUAAGAACCCUCACACGGUGGACAGAGUUCCUCAGGGGAAGCUGCCCCAUCUGUGGGGUCAGUCCUUGUACAUCCUUAGCUCACUGUUGGCAGAGGGAUUCCUUGCCACUGGUGAAAUUGAUCCCUUAAAUAGAAGAUUUUCCACUUCUGUCAAACCUGAUGUCGUAGUACAAGUUACCGUUCUGGCAGAGAACAACCACAUUAAGGAGUUGUUGAGGAAUCAUGGGGUAAACGUCCAGACUAUUGCUGACGUUCGUCCAAUCCGAGUCCAGCCAGGGCGGAUUCUUAGUCACAUAUACGCCAAGCUCGGACGGAAUAAGAAUAUGAAAUUGAGUGGGCGCCCAUAUCGGCACAUUGGCGUCCUUGGAACAUCUAAACUAUACGUGAUUAGGAACCAAAUCUUUACUUUCACACCCCAGUUCACUGACCAGCAUCACUUCUACCUGGCCCUGGACAACGAGAUGAUCGUGGAGAUGCUGAGGAUCGAGCUGGCCUACCUGUGCACUUGCUGGCGGAUGACGGGCAGACCCACGCUCACCUUCCCUAUCACCCACACCAUGCUCACAAAUGAUGGGUCAGAUAUUCACCCUGCAGUUCUUUCUACAAUUAGAAAACUAGAGGAUGGAUAUUUUGGAGGAGCUAGAGUAAAAUUGGGGAGCCUUUCAGAAUUUCUCACCACAUCUUUCUACACGUAUCUGACCUUCCUGGAUCCGGACUGUGAAGAGAAGUUGUUUGAUGAUACCAGUGAAGGGAACUUCAGUCCUGAUAGUGAUUCCGAUUUGGGGGGAUAUUUGGAAGACGCCUAUAAUCAAGUCACAGAAAGCCAGGACGAACUUGACCAGUAUAUCACCCACCUCCUGCAAAGCACAUCAUUGAAGUGCUAUCUGCCUCCUCUUUGUAAGAGAACCGAAGACAGCCACGUUUUCAGUGCCAUCCACUCCACUUGGGAUAUUCUUUCUGUGAUGGCAAAAGCAAAGGGUUUGGAAAUUCCAUUUGUUCCUAUGACUUUGCCCACUAAAGUUCUAAGUGCCCACCGGAAAUCACUGAAUCUUGUUGAUUCUCCUCAGCCACUCCUAAAAAAGGCCCCCGAAGAUGACUCCCAGUGGCCCAGAGAUGACCGUGGUGAUGUGGACUGUGAGAAGCUGGUUAAGCAGCUGAAAGAUUGUUCGAACCUACAGGACCAAGCAGACAUUCUAUACAUUCUGUAUGUAAUAAAGGGCCCCAGCUGGGACACAAAUCUCUCCGGACAGCACGGGGUCACCGUUCACAACCUCCUUAGUGAGCUCUAUGGGAAAGCUGGCCUGAACCAGGAGUGGGGUUUGGUUCGCUAUAUCUCUGGUCUGCUCAGGAAGAAAGUGGAGGUCCUGGCCGAGGCCUGCACGGACCUGCUGUCACACCAGAAGCAGCUCACAGUGGGCCUGCCACCAGAGCCCCGGGAGAAGAUCAUCUCUGCGCCCCUUCCCCCCGAGGAGCUCACAAAACUUAUCUACGAAGCCAGUGGGCAGGACAUCAGCAUCGCCGUCCUCACACAGGAGAUUGUGGUUUACCUGGCGAUGUACGUCAGGGCGCAGCCCAGCCUCUUCGUGGAGAUGCUCAGACUCCGGAUUGGACUGAUCAUUCAAGUGAUGGCCACCGAGCUGGCACGGAGCCUGAACUGUUCAGGAGAAGAAGCUUCUGAAAGUUUGAUGAACCUCAGCCCAUUCGAUAUGAAAAGUCUCUUGCACCAUAUUCUAAGUGGAAAGGAGUUUGGAGUUGAAAGAAGUGUGCGACCGAUCCAUUCCUCCGCAUCCAGCCCCGCCAUCUCAAUCCACGAGGUGGGCCAUACUGGAGUCACCAAAACCGAGAGGAGUGGCAUUAACAGGCUGAGGAGUGAGAUGAAACAGAUGACUAGGCGAUUUAGUGCUGACGAACAGCUCUUUUCUGUGAGCCAGGCUGUGUCCAGCAGCGCGCAUUCCUCCAAGUCUGCAAGGUCCAGCACCCCGUCCUCGCCCACUGGCACGUCAUCGUCAGACUCAGGCGGGCAUCACAUUGGCUGGGGGGAGCGGCAAGGCCAGUGGCUGCGCAGGAGAAGGCUGGACGGGGCCAUCAACAGGGUCCCUGUGGGAUUCUACCAGAAGGUGUGGAAGAUCCUUCAGAAGUGCCAUGGUCUGUCCAUCGAUGGUUAUGUGCUCCCAUCCUCAACGACACGAGAGAUGACCCAGGAGGAGAUCAAGUUCGCUGUCCAUGUUGAGUCGGUGCUGAACCGCGUGCCCCAGCCCGAGUACCGGCAGCUGCUGGUGGAGGCCAUCAUGGUGCUCACACUGCUCUCAGACACGGAGAUGAACAACAUCGGGGGCAUCAUCCAUGUGGACCAGAUCGUGCAGAUGGCAAACCAGCUGUUCCUGCAGGACCAGAUGUCAAUUGGAGCCAUGGACACCCUGGAGAAAGACCAAGCCACGGGCAUUUGCCACUUCUUUUACGACAGUGCUCCGAGUGGGGCUUAUGGGACAAUGACCUACCUGACAAAGGCAGUGGCUUCUCAUUUGCAGGAACUGCUGCCCAAUUCAGGCUGCCAGAUGCAAUAGUGCCUCAGCACUCUGAGUCUGUCACUUGCCCCCUAGCCUCACUGGGAACUUCCGUCUGUUACCCAAGAUCCCCUGUGCUGUUGCAAAAGCAUGUCCCAUCAGAAUUACUGGCAGGGAGGAGAUGGCAGUGACUGACCUGAGACCAGUGCAUGUCCAAGCCACAGAAAGAGCCGAUGACUCCUGUAUUCCCCCAAGGAGCACCGUGGGAUCACUGUCUAGGCCGAUUUUGCUGGAACAUUUGUCACAGCAGCUGGGCUCCUAGAGUCUGAGGAGGAAUUGGAAAUCGGUCUCGAGUGCAGAGCGAACUGAGAAGCCAGCUUAAAUUGGCUCUCGCAGAGUUACUGAAAUAGUUGGAUGAGCUAGUGACACAUCUUAAAGACGGAAAGAUCCUUCCAGCAGCAGUAGCUAGAUGAGCGGACCUUGACAAGGGCACCAUCUUAACAGGAUUCAGUCUGUGGACCAAACUGUUUACCAAAUAGAACAAUACUCUUUCUAUGGAAUUCUGGUUUUCUUGUGCUUUGCUUUCUUUCUUGGCCUCUUGUUUCAUUGGCAUGGCUAUCUUCACGUGACAUAAUUCUCUCAGCAAGAUUAAGAAAAUUGCUCCCAGUUAACUUUGGCUUAUGGUCUUCAAGGAUUUUAUCCUGGCCACCAAUGAAUUAAGGGUUUCUCCUACUAUAUGAAAAAUCCCAUUUUCCAGAGUCUAGCCAAAAAAAAAAAGGCAGGGCGUAGCCAACUCUUACAGCUGGGCAAACCGUUGUUUUGGGGCUAGAGCAGGCAGGAAGUCCCUCUGGAAGGCCUGUGCCCCACCUCCCAUGGGCUGAUCACCCUGGCAGGUGACGGUACUUUCCCCCUGUGCUCCAGGGCAGCUGCACGAUGACCACGCAGCCCAAGAUGCCAUGGCAAUUAGUGGUGUGCUCUGGCAGAAACAGCACUUCCCUCUUACGAUGGAGCCAGGCUGAGGACUCGAGCCUCCUCGUGGAAGCACCUGAACUUAGCACUCUAAGGUGUGUGUGGAGUAGGUAGGUGUGGUUGGAAGCCUUGGAUGUCGAGGAGCAAGGACAAAUCCUGACAGGGCAGGGCCUUGCCAAUCUUUUGCCGAUGUCCUGGUGGAUGGAUUUCCCUCUAGGAGAUGUCUUACCUUGGGCGGGCGGCAGGGCAGGGUGAACAACAGGGAAACAGUUUCUGUGAAUAGUGGACCUGGAAGGACUGUCACCUGGUGGCCAAAUGGUGAGCUCUAGCUGGUUGAGUGAUGGGUUAGAUUGGCGAUGACUCUGCCUCUGAAACAGGAACGUGGCCAUUGGAUCUUUGCUUGGAAGUUUAUGCGAAGGUGAAGAAAGCUGAUGCUCUAGCCGCUUUAAGGGGACAUUGCGGUGCUUGCCACCCCUCAGAGUCAAGAUGCAGUACUGACAGUUGUUCUGGAAGCAGACGGAAGGAAGGGUGGCCUCACGUUCUGACGCUGCCUGCUAAAGAGCCUCUCUUCAGUCCAAGCCAAAUACUUUGUAGUCGCCCCGGGAGAGGCGGUCUAGAACACGGUCUCAGUGCACUCACGGGCUCGGCGGCGUACAGGCACCGCUCACCUGGGACUUCAGUGCCUUUGUUUUGUCUCUUCGAAACCACAAAACUUUCCUCGCUGAAGUAGUCGUUACAUAAGUGCAGAGGCCCGAAUCACUAGAUUUCUGCUCCGGUGGACUUCCGCAGUCCCUCGCUCCUCUUUCCCCCACUUCCUAUCCAUGUCAGCGUGUAAAACCUUUCUCCUUGGAUCUCUAGAUCCUCCCUCCCUUCAUUCGUCAGCACGUGUUGAAUGCUUUCUGUGUGCAGUUAGAGGAACAUAAAGAUAAAUGAGACAUGACUCAGUGCCCAAGGACCUCGCACUACUGAGGAAGCCCAAUGUGGAAAGGUGGCCGUGCUUUAGUGGGGCAGGGACAGUGUUGAGACACGGACGUGGCGCAGGGCCGGCAAGGUGGGGCCUGCCCAGAACACUGGCAUUUGCGGGACAGAUCCCAGAGACAGCGUGGGCAGCCUGGCCUGCAGCUCUGGCCCAUGCGGCACCAUGCCUCACCCCCCGGAUCCUGCAGUGCCCUGGAGCCUUCCUGUUGGUGCCCCGUCUUCCCUGGGAAGCCUGUUUGCUCCCAUUUGCCUCUGAGGGUCCAGGAGGGUCAACAGUCACCCAGAUUCCUAGUAGCAUUUUCAUAGCCUUUAUUUUUGGUGUCUUUAAGACACGCUUGACAUAAGCAAGGCUCAUGUAAUUCAUGUAAGAAAGGUACACGCUGUGCAAGUCCCAGCUGCUCCUUGGGAGAAGACUCGGGAAGAGCUACAGUCCUCCAGAAUGAGCCAGGAGUUAAUUUAGAACAUCACCUGCCUGUGGAUGACGUGCAAAGCCACAGACGCCAUGUUUGGGCUCACCGACCAAGAUGCAGGCUGGGAGAAGAGCCAUAAUAAGCAAUUCAGAUGAGCCUUCGAUUCACUCCUGAAGCCUCUUUCAAAUGAAAUCCUGAAAUAGUACCGCAUUUCCACAGGCAUCAAGCUGUCAGCUUUGAAGAAGGAGAACAGGCUUCUGAGGCUUAAUCCCUUUGACGAGCAGCUGAGGCCCACGCCAGGAAGAGCAGCAGGUGUCUCGGCGGGUGGUAGAGGUCCCGUCCUGCCACCGUUCUGGCCUCAGCAGACUGGGCUUCCACGGCAGGAGACCGCCGCCUGGCAGCCCCUACAGCUUCAGGUCUGGGCUGGCUGGUUCUCCACCCCACUGCUCUUUCCUAACUCCCUCCUCUAGCAGAGAGGCCACUUUUGACCUUUGCUAGGGCUGGGGGGUAGCUGUUCUGUCUCAGAGCCAGAAACAAACAUUUCUUUUAACAUCCUCAGUUGAAAGGCAGCCAGCCACCCUACCUGCUGCUCGCCCUGGCUUUGACCCGGGUAAAUCCAGCAGCAAGGAGGAAGGCUCUGUCUCUGAGUCAGACAGACUCACCAACACCAGCAGCUCUGUGACCUGGGGUGAGUUACUCAGCCUCUCUGUGCCUCUGUAAAUUUGCCCAUCUGUAAGUGUGCAGGAGGCCCACACCCAGGCACAGCAGUGAGCACCAGGGAGUCAGGAACCCUCCCAACUCCCCCGCCUCUGGCAGUCGGGGGGCCAGGGGCUUCCUGUUCCCCGAAGCCAGGUAUGCCCAGUGGCAACCCCGGGCUGGUGGGGGGAGGAGGACGCUCUUCCUAUCACACAGGGUCUCCUGGGUGGGCGUCUGUCAGGAGGCCAGUUAGAGCUUCCGCACCUCUGCUGAGGCCAAGGGACUGGAAGGAGAGAUUGUCAGGCGUUAGCUGCCUGGAUAGGGAGGAUGUAAAUGCUCCCCAUGUAAAAAUAGCAAAAGAAAAGAGACCAGACGAUCAGGAGGCAAGAGAAACAGUUCGUCAGUUGAUUGAUGCCAUUUAUUUCUGGACAAGACGACAGGAGGCCUGGCCUCCCUGGCUGUCAGUUACAGCAGAACCAUCGUUCAGUUCCAUUGACUGGGGCACAAGUCUGGCAAACAGCUUUUGUCUUCUCUGCUUCCUUGCUGUCAGAGGGAACAAAAGCUCCCCACCCCUCCUUUGAUGCCCUUAUCUUUCAAGGCGACUCUUCUGCUUUUGAAGUUGCUGCCAUCUGUUCUGUGUGUCUCUGUACUUUGCAUGGUCCCAGAAUGCCUUCUGCUCUCUCAGACUUGGCCACUGAUAGCUCUGCCUGUGAGGGGAAGUAAAGCUGCGUUGUCACCAUCUUAGACCCCUUUGUCCCCCUCAGAAAGCCAUUUAGGAAAAGUCAUGUCCUUGAGUUACCAAGAGAGUUCUCUGAGGAGUGAGAAGGCCUGACACUGCAGGCGGGACUCUUCGAGUCAGAUGCGUCCCGAGCAUUUGCCUGAUGGUUUGGGAGAGGGACAAAUUCCAUCAGCAAACAACCAUGUGUGUGUUUUUAAGGAACAUAUGUGCAAUUUUGGCAAAAAUGCCUUCUGAGGACUGGAACCAUCGAAACCAAUGAACUCUGAAGUCAUGUGUUCAUCCCUCUGCUUUAUUGCAGUAUGUCACCUAUUCUGAAAGAUGAAUUGCUCAGAAAGCAUUUAUCGUGGGCCUACUCUGGGCCAGGCAUUGCUUGGCAUACAGAAAUAUGGACUAGUCUGGUGGGGAUGAAAAAAUGUGUCUCCUGUUUGUGAAAACCUCUAAGGAAGAAGAUUCUCCAGCCCCCUGUGAAGUGUUCCCAGCUCUGGUCUUCCAGGACAGCCAUGCCUCAAACCUAAAUCUGAGCAGCUUCGGCUGUCUCGGUGGGGUUGCUGCCAGAUGCCUUCACCGGCAGCUGAUGCAGCUGAGGUGCCAGGCUUUCCAAAGGGCACGGUUUUGCGUUGUCCAUGUGGGACCAAGCUGCAUUGGCAUUGGGCACUGGGCAGUGGUUGUGCCUGCCUUGUCCCCUUUUUUGAAAGACCUUUCCAGAUACAAACUCAGGAUAGACUUGCCAAGGAGAAAUCCCAAGUCAUGGCUCUCAUCUCUCGUAGUCUCAGUAUCACUGUUGGCCAACUGUCCGAGUUCUUAUUUUCAAAUAACAGAAAGCACCUCUGACUGGGGAGGAUAUCGGAUAAGUCACAUGAUCACCAGGCUUGGCAGCUCACCCGCCAGGGACAAGGCCCCACGUCACUCUCAUGGGCUCAACACCCUGGGGCUGGCACCACCGAUGCCCCCACCGCCAGCCACUAAGACCAUCGCCUCUGCUCUUUUGGAAACGAAAUAUAGAGGCUGCCACCUGUCACAGAGCGGGUCUCAUGCGGCCACUAGCUGUGCAUUCCGUCUCGGGCAGGUGCGUUGCGUGGGCUGGGGCGGUUGUUGGUUGUGAGGGCAGCUGGAAGAGCCGCUGUCUGAGCGUUCCUCCUUCUAAAGUGGAGGUGGCGUUGGCUUCCUAACGUGGGCGAUCCCCAGACCUGGGGAGGGGGUUCAGAUGCUGAGUAGCCAAAACUAAGUGUCCACUGUAGCUAGGACUCUCGGCUUUUAUUCUUUUGUCCGGAAAAGAAGGACCUGUCUCCCACCCCCACCCCGCGCUGAGAGCUGACCUGAGAGGCGGGGUCGCCCUCUGGGGAGGGUUGUACAACAGAGUGAAGAGGAGCAUGCGAGUCACCUCCCUGCCCCUCUGGGCUCCAGCUGGGAUAAUACAGCUUCUCUCUUCAGGUCAAAAUGUUACUAAGUCAUAGUGGCUGGACAGCUGCUGCUGCCCGGGCCGCCAAGCAGACCGCAUCCCGCCGCCCAGCUUCCAAGGAGCUGUCACGAAACCUCGCAGCGGAGCCCUGCACGAAUUGCCAACGUGCCUCGCAUCUUUUCGUGACCACUAGCCCAGCCCAGCCCCAUUAGCCUUUUUCUGGACCCUGAGUGACAGCCCGUCUGGGACAAGACGCAAGUGAUAGUCACAUCUUUCCUUCUAAGUCUUUAGCCAGCUGGGGGAUUUAAAAAUAAAGAACGGAACUGAUCCGAA
This is a messenger RNA of Equus caballus (horse), 9278 nucleotides long. It is a transcript of the gene PHKA2, whose product is annotated as phosphorylase kinase regulatory subunit alpha 2. Lineage: Eukaryota; Metazoa; Chordata; Mammalia; Perissodactyla; Equidae. Gene Ontology annotation, biological process: glycogen metabolic process. Gene Ontology annotation, molecular function: calmodulin binding. Gene Ontology annotation, cellular component: phosphorylase kinase complex. The record is from RefSeq and is a predicted model, not a curated record.